Molecule: messenger RNA, 12979 nt
Organism: Pelmatolapia mariae (spotted tilapia)
Lineage: Eukaryota; Metazoa; Chordata; Actinopteri; Cichliformes; Cichlidae
Gene: crebrf
Product: creb3 regulatory factor
Exons: 10
Coding region: 383-2521 (712 amino acids)
Biological process (GO): regulation of transcription by RNA polymerase II; response to unfolded protein
Cellular component (GO): nucleus
Molecular function (GO): RNA polymerase II transcription regulatory region sequence-specific DNA binding; DNA-binding transcription factor activity, RNA polymerase II-specific
Source: RefSeq, a predicted model, not a curated record
CAAAACAAACCCGAGAGAGCUUUAACAGCGUGCGGACUCCAUUGAAAAGGGAACGUUAUUAUCUCCAACACGGGAACACACACGAGGUCCCACACCGAGAGAAACGUGUGCGGGGGCGUCCUCAAAACCUGAAGCUUACCAAGAACCGCACCAGACCACAACAGACCAGACCUGACCAGGUUGAGCCCAAUUAUUCACAGUCUCCCUCUCCCCCUCCCCUGCAUCCACCAGCACUCUGCGAUUGUUUCCCUCAGCAGUAAUUUAUUGUGCUGAUCGGACAACCUCACACCACUGGGACUGGACAGGAGACCCAGAGGUUCCCACCACUGGAGCUCUAAGCUGUCCCUGGCAAUGCCUCAGGUAAGAGCCCAGCGUCAGUGGGAUGGAGCCUCCCUUUGGGGAUGCCUUUCAGAACUACUCGAUUGCUGACCAGGCUCUGACCAGCACUGAGCUGCUCGCCACCAGCUCUGACCCAGAUUUCAUGUACGAACUGGACAGAGACAUGAGCCACCAGCAGAGCCCCUGUGGGGACAGCAUUGUGGGGGUCGGGGAUGGAGGCAAGGAGGUUGAGGGUUGCGUGGACCAGCUAAUGGGUCUGGGUGAAUGUGAGACAGUCUGCAGCAGCUCGGCGUUCGAACAGUGGGACUCCUACUGGGAAGACCUCACCAGAUACACACGGCUGGCCAGCUGUGAUAUCUGGGGCACCAAAGAGGUGGACUUCCUCGGAUUGGAUGACUUCUCCAGUCCUUACCAGGACGAGGAGGUGAUUGGUCGAACUCCGACGCUGGCUCAGCUCAACAGCGAGGACUCACAGCCUGUGGGUGAGACGCUCUACCCUCCCGCUGACCUGAGCUUGCCCCAGACUCAGUCGUCCCAGCUUCCCUGUCACAGUAAGACUCUCCUGGUCCCCGGCCAAGGAUCAGGCCCCGGCUCUGUUCAGCCUUCACCGAGCUCCACAUCCUCUUCCCGUCCUUCGCGCAGCCUUCUCCCGGACUUUCCUGAAGGCUCCCAAAGAGCAACCAGACCUGUUCCUUCCAGCACUGAGACUAUGGCUAAGACUCAGAGCCACCUCAGUCUCACCCAGGACCAUGGUCAUGCUCAAAUAAAGCCCAUGGUGCGUGGAACCAAAAUGGGAGCCCCAACUUCCUACAGCUCUGACUUUGUGCGCAAGGCUAAAGUCCGUGUCAGUGCUGUACAUAAGACCCAAGCGGACAUGCCUCCCCAGACGGAUUUUGAGAGGUCAGAUCCCACUCUACCUCUCUCCCAGCCUCGAGAUGAGAAAGCCUCUACUUCAGCAAGUGCCGCCUUAGUGGGACUUCCUGGUGCUGCCGCCGCCAGCUGUUCGGGCAGCCUGACGAGCUUUGAAAGGAGAGUAGAGGGGACAGCGAGGAGAGAGAUGCCUGUAGGCCGGUCUGCCACUGUGCCUCAGCUGGUUGAGGCGAGCCAGGCUCUGGAGACCAGCACCUCUGGGCUGGUGAUCAGCGAUGGUAUUUGCAGCGGGGCUGGCAGUCUUUUGGUUGUUGAGGGUACGGAGAAGACCAAGGAAGAGGAGCACAACUACUCUCUCUUCAUGACCCGCAGCAGACUGGGCAGCAGAGGCCACCCCCAGACAGAGGAAGAGGAGGAAGAGGACGAGGAGGAUGAGGAAGAGGCAGAGGAAGAGGAAGGAGAUGGGUUGGAGCUAGAAGACGAAGACCACGAUGAGGGUUUUGGCAGUGAGCAUGAGCUGUCUGAGAAUGAAGAGGAGGAAGAAGAGGAGGAGGACGAAGACUACGAAGCAGACAAGGACGAUGACAUGAGUGACGCCUUCUCUGAGCCAGGCUGUGACAUGGAGCUGAUGGAGGACAUUAAAGGGCUCACAGCAGGAGUCUCCAGCCGAAAGAGAGGAAAGCGCCGCUACUUCUGGGAGUACAGCGAGCAGCUCACCCCCUCCAAACAGGAACGCAUGCUCAAGCCGUCCGAGUGGGACAGACACACGCUGCCUAGCAACCUGUACCAGAAGAACGGGCCUCUCCACGGAAAAUACAUGCUGAAGAAGUCUCGACGCACAGAUGUGGAAGACUUGACUCCUAAUCCACGCAAGCUGCUGCAGAUUGGCACAGAGCUUCGUAAACUGAACAAGGUGAUCAGCGACUUGACUCCUGUGAGCGAGCUGCCACUGACUGCACGGCCACGCUCUCGCAAGGAGAAAAACAAGCUGGCCUCCAGAGCUUGCCGUUUAAAAAAGAAAGCCCAAUACGAAGCAAAUAAAGUGAAGCUCUGGGGACUCAGCACAGAGUACGACCGGCUGUUGUUUGUGAUCAACGCCAUCAAGGAGGAGAUAGUGGAGCGAGUGGAGGACUCUUCUCCGCGUCCAACCAACAUGUCUGACACUCUGGAGAGACUCAUAAAGGAGACACUUGUGCCAUCACCUGUUGCUGGGCAGACUUCAGACUUCGUCAACAAGAUCUUGGAGAACACAGGACGCGGCGAUCCCACCGGCGGACUGGUCGGCCUGCGAGUCCCCACCUCCAAAAUCUAGACAGGCCGCCUUCCACUGAGAGCAGUGGACUCAGUAUUACGAUCGUGCUGUCCUGUUGUAACUAUGCUCCCCUCUGCAUGCCCCUACAACCCAGACUUUCAUGCACAUUGUUAGUCACACAAACACACAUACCACUUCCUGUGUGUAGGUAUGUGUGCUUGUUUUUGCCAUGCCACCUGUAUGGCAUACACCCUAGCUUUCUGGCUCUGCACACUGCGUGCAGAGUCAGCGCAUCACAGUUCUCCCAACUCAUUGUGAACGUCCGUUGGGGGGGAAAAGCGCCUCUAAAAGCAAGUGAUGGUUAGGUGUAUAGCUAAUAGCACGUCCUAAAUCCACUGGUGAUGAUUAGAUGUGUUUAACAUAGCAUUGUGUAGGGUUGUUUCUGUUGGAGGCUGAGACAAACAGCCGCAUGAGCGUAACCACUGGAAUACUUUCACACGUUUGUUUGAGGUUGUAGUGACAAAGGACGAAUUUACAUGAAAAAGUUCCAGUUAUCAUUUCUCAGAAGACUUUCACCUCACAUGGCAACAAAAGUGGACUUGAGGUUGUCAAAUUAACCCAAUCGAGUAAAGCACCUUGAUGAAAAUGGCCUUGUAAGCUGCAGUGGAAAAAAGCGGCUUGUUCCGAGGCGUUACGGGGUGGCAAGAAAUAUUUUGUAUUGAAGGCCUAAAUAUGUUCAUGCCAUCCCUGCGAAACAAUAAAGCUGAAAGUUAUCAUUAGAGCUUUUAUUAAGCGAGAGGCAUCCUGCUGGUUUGAAACUCGUUCCAGGCAGGAGGAAGCUUAACGGCUCAUAGUUGACCAUGUGAAGAGGAAGCGCAUGUAGCAUGGUGCUUUUUGGCCUUGUGCUGGUUAUAACUGGACUGCGUGGAACAGACCAGUGUGGGAUCAGACAGAAAGUGAGGAAGAUGAUGAUGGUGGUGCUGUUGGCGGUGAUAGAGAUGACAUAAACAGUGAUCCAUCUCCUCCAGGAAACUGUAAAUAACUGUCUCCCAGCGAACGGCACCGGCUUCCCUUUUUUGUACAGUAGAGACGACCAGGCAGUUUGGUGUGUUCAUACUAGUGUUUGAUCAGAGUUCUAUUCAUUGUGCCUUGUGUAUGUAUGUGUGUGUGUGUGUGCGCGCGCGUCUCCGUAAGAGCGAGUGAGUGUGAGCGGGGCUGAACGAGGAGAGGUGAUCGGCCAGAACUCCCAGCCUAGGAAAGGACUACUUAUAGCGAGUGCGAUGAGGGACACGCUGGUGGGGUUUGUUGUGUCUUUCAGCUGUUUCGAAGAUAUUCUGAAUGUACAUAAACAAAUGGAAGCUCUUGUCGCGUGAUGCCACAGAGUCUGUGUAUAUAGGAGGGCUCUGCAAUAGAUUACUUUUGGUUUUUGGUACUUUCGUCUUUGGGGAUUUUGGGGGGGGUUUAAGGAUGACAGAUAUUUUUCUUUUAGAGUUACAAAAAAAUAUUUGCACACUAUCUUUUGAUUAUGUUUUGUACCAAAGACACAUGCAACGAAAUGGCGACCAGCCAGUUAAAGUAAGGUUUUGCACAGCUUACCUGACGCCGUAUUGAAUGUAAGAUUUGUGGGAGGGUCAGGGAACUUCAUAGAACUGUGAAAUUAGCUUGGGUCCAAUUCUGUACAGAAAAGGAACAUUCAUUUGCUUCUUCUUCUUCUUCUUCUUAUUUUUUUGAAUCUAAAAUUGAACCCCUCUGUUGGCUUCUCCAGUAGAUUUAUUGCUUAAGGAAGCCCUUCAUUCCUGAACUGAUUCCUCCCUCCACCUGCUCAUUGUGUUAAUGGCGCUAGCUAGGAUGAAUACCAAGAGUGCUACUAGAUAAGCUAUGUUACAAUUUUCUUUUCUUCUUCUUCUUUUUUUUUUUUUUGCUUGUUAAAAUUUCUCAAACAGUAACCAAAAUCUUAUGUUCCUGUAUCACUUGUUUGAUUUCUGUAUGUAGAUGAGGUCUAUAGACAAAUAUAUUAACUGAAUAUUGUACAUAGAAACAUUAAUGAUAUAUCUAUGAAUGGUCAAACGCCACUUUUCAUGACAAUUGAUUCAUUUUUAAGCAUGACACAUUUCUAAAGCCUAUCCUUGCUUUGAGAAAGUUAGAGUAAACAACAAAAAACCCAACACAAAAACCAAAAAAAACAUGCUCUUGUUAUAUUUUUGUAUUUUAGCUGCCUGCUAGAUUUCCUGUUGGUUUGGGAGUGUUUGUUGGUCAGAGGUGGAGGUGUUUGGCUGAUGGUUUGAUCUAUAAGCUCCACCCUUUCUGUUAUUCUUAGCUGGCUGAUUUGAAAUACAGAGAAUCAAGACUGGAUUUAUAUAAAACACAAUGCCGCGAAGUGCUGGUCUACUUUGAGUGGUCUGUGAGGGGGAACGUUGAAGUGCCGCUGUUGGCGGUUCUAGCAUGAGGGCAGAUAAGGAGCGAGAUACAGUGUUGUGUCAGAUGGUGUAAGAAAGCCAGAGCCAUCUGAGUGUGGCUGAUCUGGAUUCAGCGCUGUCGUUUAGAUUUUCAUGCAUACAGCAGCGUGCAAAAGUCUCGGCGAAGAUGAUCUAAACAAACAAAAAAAAGACGAGCAAUGUAAAGCACUCUAAGCUUUAAAAAUGAAACAUUGCUACAAUCAUGCAAAUUAAUAGUCUACAUAUAAUACUCGGAAUCAGUGUAACAACAAUUAAAAAAGAUCUGGUUGACACUCAUUUUUACUCCAAGCGGCAUCAUUACUGCCACCCACUAAGCUGAAGUAGAUUUAUCUGGUCGCCUUUUUUGCUGAGGAAAUUCAGCCCUAAUAAGAAAGAAAAUACACUUAUCAGGCUACAAUAUUGGUCAGCUUCACCUUUUGGUGUCAUUUUGAUAUAAGAGGAAAAUAAAAAGAUAAUCAUUCCAUCUUUAACUUUAUGCCUUUUCAUAUUAGUCCGCUAUACAGAGUAAAACUUGCCCAGACUUUUGCAUGCUGUUGUAUUCUGUCUUGAAGCAUGAAGCUGCUUGAAUUGUGUAUUUUCCUGAGAUUGUCGUCGCUGCCUCUGGCCUUGCUUUGCUGAAUUGAAUCUCCAUUAGUCAUAUCCUUCCUGACUGGUCACAGACAUAAAGAAUAACUUUGGUUACCAGUUAUGGUAAAGUCCUUUAAGGAGAUGCUACCUAUUCUGGGAAUGUUUCACAAUUCAAGCAGAAUUGAUUUAUUUGGAGGUCAUAUUAAAACGAGAAAAAUGUGAAUUUGACAAAGCUGAAUUCAGACUGGCGUGACGUGAGUCUGCUGAUGAUAAAGUUUGUGUUGUGUGACUGAAUAACAGCUAGUGCUACACACACACACAUAUAUUUUUUACUGUUUUCCGUUCCGUCUAAAAAGGGAGAAAUGGUGCUUUUUCUGAAACUAGAAUGACGAGUAUCCAUGAUUCAUAUUUGAUUCUUAGACUAGUUGUAGCCUAAUGACUUGCUCCCCUUACCGUCCAUAGCUAUUUUCUUAGUAGUGAUUCAGUUUUGUAAAUAAACUAUAAGUUAAUAUGUAUCUUCUAAAUGUUAAAUAUAUGUAUAGAAUACUCUAUCUUAUAUGUUUAAAAAAAACGAAAGCACUUUGUCCAAAAAAGAAAAAAAAAAAACAAAACAAAAAGAAAAGAAAAGAAAAGCAUUUUUUUCUCUUCCAUUUGCUGCUAAAUGGCCUGGCGUGAAUGCUGCAAGUGUACUUGACGACUACUUGCUUGGAUAGGUCUAUUGCCUGACUCUGCUAGGUCUGUAAACUAGCGAGGGGCAGGUGUACGACCUGACGAGGGUUAGAUCUACACAUUUCUGGAGCCAUGACAUGAUAUGAGCGCACAAGAGCGUACCAUUGCAUGGCUUUGGGAAGCCCAGUGUCUUGACAGGAUAGGUCUAUUUCCUGGUCAGGGACCGAGUGAAAGUAUGUUUGUGGUCUUAAAAGAAAACAAAAAUUAUAAAAAAAAAAACGAAAAAAAAAAAACAAGAGGGUUUUGAUUCCAGGGCCCCUACGUUGAUCUUGAUGCUGACCCCCUUGGCGUCACGAUUCAUUUGCCUUCAGUAGAGGUUUCCUAUGGAAAAACUGAUUCUGCUUUGGCUUCCUCUUCAGGGUGAUGUACAGUGUAGACACAUUUCUUCAGAGAGCUAUAUUGUUAUCAUUUGUAAACUGAUUUCUACUUGUGACUUAUUGAGGAGGAGGGUUUAGCCUGGGGCGGCCAGGAAGAGCUUGUUUGAAAGACGUUGUUCCCGGCCGCCUUGGGGGAAGUUACUAUAUCACUGUACUGUAUGGCAAGCCAAUUACAAAUGGAGACUCAAUCCGGACACUUAUUGCCUUCUUAAAUAACUUUUCACACACAAACAAAAAUAACAACACGGCAGACAAGUCGGCUGCCCAGAGUGGCGUGCCUGACAUUGUUCUGCCGAUAUGGUCAACAACAACAACAAAUCAAUUCAGCCUGACUGGCUCAAAACAACCUUGACUAAAGUAGCAGACGUGGUGAAAUGUAUCUGAAAGGAAAUGACUCCAAAGGUUUGAACUGCUUUGGAAGCGAUGCUUUCGGGUAUAAUUUCAUCCAGGUCUGGCAAGGGGUCAACAGUGGUUGAAGGGCCGCUGGUUGACGGCCGGCUGACAAGAGGAGCGUGCGUGUGUUUUGCUGUCGAUCACAAGGCUGGUUACAAGAAAGAGUCCUCACAGGUUUUUACAUUUAACAGAAUAGGCGCAAGCUGUGCAACUUUACAUUCAAACCAGGAGACUCUGUGGCAUUUUAACAGUCAAUGAAAUGAGUGAAAAUCCACGCCAGUAAAACUAUUCCUUUUAUUCUUUUCUGUUUUUUUUUUAUUUUUUAUUUCUGAUUACAUAAAUCCUAUACAGUCAAAUAUUAAGCUAAUAGAGUGUGUAACUUUGUGCUACUCUUGUCCAAUAAAAGCUACGUGGAUCCAUAAAGCUCUUCUUCAGCAAAUCAGGGUAAUAUCGUUCUUCUAUCUGACAUAUGUGAUGACAUAUAAAAAUCAAAAGAAAGUAUAUUUAUGUAUUCCAAUUAUUGUCGCCAUUCUUUACUCUGUACAAAAUAUUGUGCGUACUGUAUGUGUGUGUGCGUGUGAGAGAGUGUGUGUGUGUGUUAUGAAUCGUUAAUGUCAAUCACUAUGGUGCAAUGCUCUAUAAAAGUUAAAAGCAAAGGCCAACAGACUUGUUACAAAAAAACUCACAAAAUGUCACAGUUUUGUCCAAAUUUGGUCUUCUUGCAAACACAAUCUGCAGCAUCUUCCUCUCUGAAUGGUUUCCACUCUGAUUUCCAGUCGUGAUCCAGCUGGGGUUUGUCACAUGGUGCUGAUUACGCCUUGUUGUCCCGAGAAAUGCUACGAGGAUUUAUAAAUAAACAAAAAAAAAAAAGGCACCCGUAUUCAGAUGUGCUUACAGAAAACACUCUCCGUGUGACCAUUUCAUUCAGUGUAACUAUGAUCAGAUCAGACUUCUGCCCAGAUCACUUUCACUGACUCACUGUCGGACCAAUCAGAGGAAGAGUUGUACUGUUUCUUGUUUAAAACAACAACAACACAGUUUCUGUGCUGUUGACUUGUAUGAUCGUUAUUGUUAAGCGUACCAAUACUUUUUUGUAAAAGCCAGUCUCACGGAUUUGAUACCACCGCUCAAAGCCACAGAGGUUCUGUAAAAGAUCACGUGGAUGUAGCUUCAUUCAGAAAGAGCAGUUUUGAAUGAGUGCAAUUAAGUGCAUACAAGUGCUCUUGAGACGGUUUUUAUAGAGUAAUGCUUUGUUUUACAGUGUGUAAUAAUUUCCCGAAAAAAUGUCCAGUAAGUUUUCUCCAGUACAGCUUUGUGUAAUUUGGUGCUAAUUCAGGAGAAAGUAUUGAAAUCAUAAACUUCCAGUUAUAUUAAUUGGAGUCCAGCAUGUCAGCUCAAUGUGCCAUUUACCUAUAGCCAGAAUUAUAAACAGUGAUUAUUUACUUGGACAGUUUGUCUACAUGUAAACCCUUUUUUUUUUUUUCGGUUUUGCUUCAUGCUCAUCGUCUCGGUUUAUUGGCUGCAGUAGAUGGCUGUCUGCUGCAGCCAACAACCGGUAGAGACCAAAACAGAGCUACAAGGACAGUCAUGUGACCAGUUUUUCUUUUUUUUGUUUUUUAAAAAAGAUCUUACUGUUCCCCUUUAUUGGUACCAAAGUACAUAUGGUACUUGUUUCCAGGAAGCUUCUUACCCUGUAAAAUAGACAUUACCAAAAAAAUCAUCACAGGAAUAAAAAUGUUAAAUGACCUAACCUCGGGCUAGCUGUGCUGUCAGGUCUAAGAGUCUGGCUUUGAGGGUUUUUUGUGUUUUGUUUUUUGGCAUUUCAAAUGUAUAUCCUGUCUUGUUUGAACCCUUGUUGCUUGUACAAACAAAAACAUGUACUACUACCCUCCACAUUUUCCCCCCAAAUGAGAACGCAGCUGUCUCUGCAUGGCGAUUCCCUGCAUAGCGCUGAGAGAAUCAAGUCUGUGAGUUCCUCGCAGAUUGGGAAGAAUUCAGGAAAGGGUCUUCAUUGUCACAAAGUUGUUGCAUGGCUUUUUGGGCUCUCUGUACGCUCUGUUGUAUGAUUUCAUACUUGCUGCUAUUGAAUGAGCACAAAGAGACAUCAGAUUUUGGUUUAGGGUGUCCGUAUCACAGUUACAGUAUAUUUAUACCACACAUACCUGUUGGGGUUUUUCUUUUGUUUGGUUGGUUUUUUUUGUCCCCCCAAUCUUUCUUUUUUCCCUCCCCGUGGCAGUUAAAAGACCAACAGCAUUACUCACCUUGCACUUGGUUUGUACACUUAGAAGGAAAAAAAAAUAUUUUGAAUAUGAUGCCUGCUGAACCAGGUGCCUUAAUCAGUUAUAUGAGAACACAAAUCUGCACCUUCUGUCAGUCUGGAGGGGGUUUCCCUACAGAAACCAGGGACUGGGUUUCCCAAAACCUAAACUUGAAGUUCAAUAAUGAAAUGAAAACCUCAUCUGAACCCUAAAUCAGUGCAUUUUAUAGAAUAGUCAACCUAAGAGGCAGAUGAGAGCCGUUAGUCGUGUCUCGAUUGUAGAAUAGCCUUGCUGAAGAAGAGCAGAAAAGACAACCUGUAAAUUGAAUUGUUUUGGGAAACCUGGUUCUGUUUUGAACUCUUUCUCUGCCCACUAUGCCACGUUAUCGUGUAUUCUGCAUUGGCUGCUGCUGCUAUCACCGCUGGUGUGUCCGCGUAGAGAAGAGCAAACUUCCACUGUGUCUGAGACAGAGGGAGACUUAGGCCUGCUUUUUACCUAGACAAUUACAAUGCAUUCUUCUUCUUCUAAGGUUUCGACACGGAGCACUCUGUUGCUACCUUUUGAGACCUUGUCGAGACAGGGAAAAAAAGAAAGAUCCCAAAUAAACGCGAACUUUCCAUUUCUUAACUUUGCUAUUAUGAAGUGCCAGACCCUCCUUGAAGUCAGUGUUGGCACUGAGUCGCAGGUUGCGAAUGAAGCGACAAACUGAGCAUGGAGGUACACUGUGGUGCUAAUCUGUCAGUGGCUGGGUGCUAACAUGGCUGUGUUAAAUAGCUGUAUUAGCCAUAUUAUUCCUUCUGUUGAUGACUCUGGUCAGUCUUGUGUUUCUGACUUCUGACCUGCUGUAUGCUGAUAUAGCGAGGUAUAAUUCUGCUGCUGCUGCUUUGCUGAUGAAUGUAGACUAGUCUUCCUCAGCAGGAUCAUACAGACAGACGAGUGUUUGGCAGAGCUUUUCCUGUUGUCUCAACAGAGGGAGACUCUUUGUCAUCAGGAUCCAGAAAGAUCAAGAAUGUUGUAUCUUUUAAUGGCUGCUGUCCUGCUUGUGUGUUUCAAUCUUUUUUUUUUAUUAUUAUUAAUAUUAUGGUUUGAUAUUUAUGCUCUGACUCUAUCAAAUGUUGCACUUUUUUCCCUAAAUUAUAUUUUAUUGUCAUCUUCUCUGAUCCCAGUGUUCUUGCCAUUUCUUUAUUUAUUUGUUUGGUCCUUUAAUUUAACAAUGCAAGGAGACAAUGAUUGGAGCUAGACUUUAAAGCUUUCCACUAAAGCAGUCUUUACCACAAGUCAGAGACUUGUCAUGAGAUUCACAGAUCUUAAUCAAAGUCACAAUGAAACUAGAAACUGUUCAUACAAAAAUUAUAUAUAUUUAUUUUUUGACAAAGAUCUAAUUAGUAUAGAAGAGAAUUAGGACCACUGGAAAAAAUCUUCAAGUUUUGACUGAAAAAAAAAGAAAAAGUCCCCCCCCCCCCAAAAAAAAGGCUGAAAUCUGAGAUUAAAAUCAAAAUCAUGAGAAAAAAGUCUGGAAAAAAAAAACUGGGAAGUAAAUCUCAAUUUUUCCCCUCUUUUCUGUACAUACCUGUAAUAGCAUCUAGAGAUGUAAAUGUCAUUAACUAAUGCUCAGAGAUAAAUAAACUGAGCUCACCUAUCACAAAUUGGAAAAUAGACACUUUAACAUAACGAUUACAAACUUUAAAAAAGUCAAAUGUGAAUCCAACUAAAAUUAAGGAAUUGUCCUGUAUUAGUUAUUACUUACAAAUAUUUACUCUUUUUGUGCAAAUAGAGUUAUGAUUGGUGUGACUGAGCUUCAUGAGGUAUUCUCUGCUGACAUGUACCCAGACAUCCUCUUGCAUAAUAGUCUAAUAAUGACUCCCUCCAUUAAAGGAGCAUUGCAACCAUUUUUAAGUUGUAGAUGAUUUGUUUUCUUACUAUAACUUGGCUGAGAAGUUUGAUGUCACUGCAGCCAGCAGCCAGUUAGCACAAAUACUGGAAACGGGAGACAAAGUAGGGCGGUUCUGCCAGUACUUUAUAGUCACAAAUGCACGUUUGUUUUUUUGUAGGUGAUAUAGAUAUAUAUGGGGACUCUCUUUUGGCCAGGCAACCAAAAGAGACUUCAGAUGUUUGCUGUGAUGAGAGAUGGAGACUUAAAAUGAAACUUUAAGCAGAUGUAAGACUGAAGGUGGUCUAAUGAGAUAAAAAUAAUUCAUUAUUUUCUAAGUAAACAGGUCCAAGUCAGACUACAGUUUCAUUGUGAGUUUGAAUUAUCGCUGUCUGUGGGGCCCAUGAAGCGGAAGUUUAAUAAGUCCUGAGAAAAGCUCGGUGGGUCACCAGACUGAACCUUGCCUUCAGGUGACUCUUUGGUCAUGACUCUGGGCUGAGGUUCAGGUGCUCCACCGUCACGGAGCUGAGGUCAGGAGUUGGCUUGCUUGCGGUCUCUAACUUUUGGUGGGGAAAAUUUAGUUUUAAGGAAGUAAAACUUUACCACUGCGCCAGAGAUGUUUUGCCCCUUCUAGGUGCUUUUUUAAUUUUAAUUUUUUUUUUAGAAGGGCUUUGGUUCGCAGUUGUCUUGUCAGGGAACCCCUGAGAUUAGCCAGGGGCCACUAAAGGCUGGUGGGCAGAGACCCCUCACCUUCCCCUUUGCAAUGAAUGAUGGGGAAGGGUUAAUCUCCUCUUCCGGCAGACUGAUUCAAGCAAACAACCAUCCACACUUAAUAAUAAUAAUAAAAAAGAAAACCCCUCUUUCUAUUUCUACACACGUCCAACUCAUCAUCCAAACACUGCAAUGAUUUACAUCUCCUUCCAGACUUGCCAAAAUGCAUGGAGCAAGAGACAUUUACCGAAAAAAGACGGCAUUUAUCUUAAAGCAUCUGUUUGGUUACUAUUCUCUCUUUAUAAAUUUUAAUAAUGACAGACAGACGGAGGAUUAUAAUAGGAAAUCCAUACAAGUCCAAACAUGUAGAGGAUGUGGAAGGUAUCGGCCAUACUGAGCUCCACAGCUACAUGCCAUUGUUACGAUGCUUCUGGUCUUGUAUGGUAUUUGACUCGAUCAACAGCAUGGGAUCUUUCUGUAGUUAGUCCUGUGUGUGUUCCUCUCCCCAGUCUCAGUAGGAGGGCUGUACUUCAUUGCUAAGUGCUCUAUAAUAGAUCUCUUGGUGAUUAUAAUUUCAUAAAGAAGCAAAACCUGCAGAAAAAGUGUAUCCUGCUGAAACUAACUUGAUCCUCUCUUUAGCAAUGACGUCUAUAUUUGUAGUUCACAUAUAUGCCUGUUCAAAUACAAUAUCUUGACAGUUGUUAUAUUUAUGUUGUGUAAUAAAUGUUGUGCUGGGUUUAUACUUUUGUUUUGACUAACUUUUUGUUUAACGUUGUAUUUUUAUUUUUUAUUUUUUCUCUUCUUGGAGGCACAGUGGGUGGCUUUAUGCACAGGCAUGGAAAAGUAAAAGACCUUUAUUUUAUUAUUAUUAUUUUUUGGUUUGUACUGUAACAGCCCGAUUCUCUUUCAGAGCUUCUGACAGUUUUUGUCUCUGGCUGCUCGACAUUCUGCAGACACCUGCCCUGAAUCUCUGUUGUGUUAUUGUGCCUCUCUCUUUAUUUUCUGUUCUUCUUCUUCUUCUUCUUUUUUUUUUUUUUUUAAUCGUUUUUCUCUGUUGUAUCAACCAGGAGUUGGUACCACAGCUCUGCUUGUAACCACGUUAGUCUGAUUAUGUUUAUUGAUUUUAAUAUCAAAACAAUAAAACCAUUAGCACCCCA